AAUCUAGGUUCUUGAAAAUCUGCCAAACCAAAAUCCGUGUAAAAAACACAUUUUCAAUUUGAGCCUAGGGUAGUAUGGUACUAAAAGAGGGGGUAUAAUCAAUGGCCGCCAUGUUUGUUGACUCGAGAUUAUUUGGAAAUGUAGAGAUAAGAGAUAACAGCAAGUUAGUGUCCCGAUAUAGUCCCGAUCCCCUUGGAAAUUUCAAAAAUGCUGCAUCUUUUUUGACAAAAUGCGAAUUAAUUUGUAAUUUUCCGUUGUUAAUUGAACGCUUUUUCUUCUCAAAAUUAACAUCACAUCCGCCAUGUCUUUUGAAGCUGCUACCGAGCCCAACGCCGAACAGAUGAUGAACGCUGCAAAUUCCAAACGCCGAAGCAGUUCGAGAUUCAUUAAACGAAGAAAAUUUGACGAUGAACUUGUAGAGUCGAGUUUGAAUACACCCGUUUCCAAUCUCAUGUGUAGGCCUGCCAGAAUGAGAACUCAUUCGACAAAUAACUCGUGCGGAGAUGGUACUCCAACACCCACCGAAAUCAUUUCUUUUGAACCGUUCCCUCAAACUGAACCUCCUCGCGGACGUAAACAACCCGUGAAAUCAAUGCAACCCGCUAGCACUCCCGGUACUAUUGGAGGAUCGAGCAGAAAACGUAAAAUAAAUAGACACGGUUUGGCCUCAAAUUACAAAGAUUUGGGUAGAUGGAAACCGGUCGAUGAUCUUUUACUCGUACAAGCUGUGCUACAAACUAGUGAUUUGAAGGCUGUUUACCAAGGUGUUAAGUUCUCUUGUAAAUUCACGUUCAAUGAAAUAGCUCAACGUUGGUAUGCUCUAAUGUACGAUCGCGCUAUAUCAAAACUUGCUCUGCAAGCGAUAAGCAAUCUGCAAUCGGAAGUUAUUUCACAUGUUGAAUCACAUUGUCUUUAUUCGGAAGUUGAAGAAGAACUUCUAGCUACCAUAAAGUCAACUACCGAUUCAAGAUCGUUAGAAUUCGAAGAACUAUUACUCAAAAAUCGACACGUUUUUCAUCGUGGUAGAACGCCCAAAUCUCUGUAUGUGCAUUGGUGUAUGAUGAAGCAACACAACCUGUUAUCAGAUCAAAUUGGGUCCGAAAAACCUAUUUCAGUUCCUCCAAUGGCGAGUACAGAAGAACGCAAUAAUUCGUUACUGAAUUCCUUCGGUACCGUGCCAGAUACUCCUUUACCAAGAAGUGAGAAUAUACCAACGUUCGCUGAAUGUGAAGAGUUUCUAAAUGAUUCAGAACUACUGGGUGAAGUGAAAGAUCCUGCGUUAGAUAAACAGUUAGCCUUAAUGGAUAGAAUUUCUAAAAAAGAUAUCAGAAUGUUAGAAGACGAGCUAAGUCAAAUUCAGCUUGCAUCUGCUUCUAUACCGGGAGCGAAUUCUAUCGAAUUUGAUAACGAAACAUUGGCAGUUCUACGAGGCCGGUGUGUUCGUUAUCUGAUGCGUUCGAAAGAAAUCACUCUUGGUCGUAAAACGCAAGAUAAUCAAGUCGACGUUGAUUUAUCGCUCGAAGGACCAGCGUGGAAGAUAUCUCGACGACAGGCUACCAUCAGAGUGAAGAAUAAUGGCGAGUUUUACAUUUCUAGCGAAGGAAAACGACCCAUAUAUGUCGACGGUAACCCUAUUUUAACCGGAAAUAAACGAGUCAUUAGUAAUAAUUCUGUGCUCGAGAUCGCCGGACUCAGGUUUAUAUUUCUCGUCAAUUACGAAUUUCUCAAUAUCGUUGUUCGGGAAACGGCUAAAAUGUCUUCCCAUACGUAGCUGUUCUGUAUUUUUCGCUGAAUAAUGUGAUAACGUAAAGCAAGGUGUUGGCGAUACUUUCGGUAUACAUAUAAAGUGGACGAUUUUAUUUUUCAUCUCAUGUAACUUAUUUUGUAGUAAUUGUGAUGUUGGUUUUACAUUAAAUGCGUUAUUCUUUA
Planococcus citri (citrus mealybug) is the source of this 1929-nucleotide messenger RNA. RefSeq names its product microspherule protein 1-like. Lineage: Eukaryota; Metazoa; Arthropoda; Insecta; Hemiptera; Pseudococcidae. Gene Ontology annotation, biological process: positive regulation of transcription by RNA polymerase II. Gene Ontology annotation, cellular component: MLL1 complex; NSL complex; Ino80 complex. The coding region runs from base 302 to 1771 and encodes 489 amino acids. Gene Ontology annotation, molecular function: protein binding; G-quadruplex RNA binding. The transcript has 10 exons. The record is from RefSeq and is a predicted model, not a curated record.